Plasmodium gonderi is the source of this 3132-nucleotide messenger RNA. RefSeq names its product serine-repeat antigen 3c. The transcript has 4 exons. The record is from RefSeq and is a predicted model, not a curated record. Gene Ontology annotation, molecular function: cysteine-type endopeptidase activity. Gene Ontology annotation, cellular component: lysosome. Lineage: Eukaryota; Apicomplexa; Aconoidasida; Haemosporida; Plasmodiidae. Bases 1 to 3132 code for a protein of 1043 amino acids.
AUGAAGUCUCAUUCUUGUAUCCUUCUCAUAAUAUAUAUUUUGUUCAGUAGAAAUGUAAUAAAGUGUGAAACACCUACUCAAGAAUCUUCAACUCUAACUGGUUCAGGCCCUGCAGCAGCUCCAGGUUCUAAUCCAAAUGUUCAAGUUUCCGCUGACACUACUACAGAUGUUGCACUUACAAGUGAAAGACAGCAAGAAGCAGGUGCACAAGCGAAUCCUCCGCAAUCUUCAAACGUGGCAGUUACCAGUGUACAAACUGAUCAACCAGUAGUGAAUGUUGAAAAUCAACAAACACAAGAACCAUCACCUCCUAAUAAUCAGCAAAAUGGGGACUCAGGAGUACCUGCUCCGAACACCUCUCCACUAAGCACUCCGACUGAGUCUGUCCCCUCAGAAGUUGUUCAAACCCCAACUUUGACAAAUCCGUUUGCAGUAAAAUCAGCAUUGCUGAAAGAUCAUAAUGGGUUGAAAAUUACGGGUCCUUGUGAGUCACAUUUUCAAGUAUACCUCGUGCCAUACUUAUACAUUAAUGUUAAUGCAGCAAAGAGCGAAAUAGAAAUGGAACAACACAGCGGAAUGCCAAUAACAUCAAUGCAAGUUCUAGUGAUGACUGAGCAAAACAAAACCUUAUAUGUCGAAAGCAAGAACUAUUCCGUGAAGAAUGACAUUCCAGAAAAAUGUGAUGCGUUAGCGAACGAUUGCUUUUUGAGCGGUAUUUUGGAUGUCCAAAAUUGUUAUCAUUGCACUUUAUUGAUGCAAGAAAAACAAAAUGCAGAAGAAUGCUUCAAAUACAUUUCUCCAGAAAUCAGAAAUCGAUUUGAUGAUAUAAAAACAACAGGACAAGACGAAGACGACGCAGAUAAGGUUGAACUUGAAGAAACAAUUGAUAAUAUUUUGAAAAAUAUUUACAAGAAUGAAGAUGGAGAAAAUAAGUUGAUAAAUAAACUUGCUUUAGCAGAUAAUUUCUUAAAACAAGAAUUAUUAAAAUACUGCAAACUGUUGAAGGAGACAGACACGAGUGGUACAUUUGACAACCACGAGAUGGCUAAUGAAGAAGAAGUAUUCACCAAUUUGACAAAUAUGAUAGAAAUGAACAGUAAUUAUGAUACAAAUGAUUUAAAAGGUAAAUUGAAGAAUGUAGCCAUAUGCAUGCAUAAUCCAAACGAAUGGGUAUCAAGCAAAACGGGUCUACUGCUACCAGUACUAUCGCAUAAUCACAGUCACGGUAAGUUUUACAACUAUGACAAUAACAAAGGAAGUACCGUAAUGUUUAAGGAAGGAACAGAUGGAAUUAAGGAUUUCACAAUUCUCGAAAGUGUAGAUGUGUCCCCGUCACAUAUGACAGACAAGCUGCAUUGCAAUGAUGAAUUCUGUGAUAGGACAAAGGAUACAACUAGCUGUAUGUCUAAAAUUGAGGCAGAAGAUCAAGGAAAUUGUGCAUUAUCGUGGAUAUUCGCAUCUAAGUUUCAUCUAGAAAGUACCAAAUGUAUGAAGGGGUAUAAACAUGUUCCUAGUUCUGCUUUAUAUGUGGCUAACUGUUCAAGCAAAGGAGAAUCCAAAUGCCACUCUGCAUCUAACCCAUUGGAAUUUUUGAACACUGUUGAUGGAAAUCAGUUCUUACCUUCUGCAUCUGACAUGCCUUAUUCGUACAAACUGGUUGGCAAUGUCUGCCCCAAACCGAAGAAUCAUUGGACGAACCUGUGGAAUAAUAUCAAAUUGUUAAAUCAUGAGAAUGUUCCAAAUUCGGUAGGCACAAAGGGAUAUACCGCUUACCAAAGUGAGCAUUUCAAAAACAACAUGGACGAAUUUAUCAAAAUUGUAAAAUCUGAAAUCAUGAAAAAAGGUUCUGUCAUUGCUUACGUGAAGGCGAAAGACGUGCUAAAUUACAACUUUAACGGAAAAGUGGUUCAUUUUAUUUGUGGUGCUGAAGAGCCUGACCUUGCCGUGAAUUUAAUUGGAUAUGGAAACUACAUAAACGGAGAGGGACAGAAAAAAUCCUAUUGGCUUUUACGAAAUAGCUGGGGGAAGUACUGGGGUGACAAAGGAAAUUUCAAAGUAGACAUGGUCACACCAGACCACUGUCAACACAAUUUCAUACACACAGCAGCUGUGUUUAAUUUGGACAUACCUCAGAUUGAAAUUACUUCGAAUAAAGGACCACAAAUACACAAUUAUUAUAUGAAAAACUCCCCAGAUUUUUACAACAACCUUUACUUCCAGAAUUUUCCUGCAGUCACAGCUAAUGAUACAACUGAUAAAAAUGAAUCAAAUAACGACUCACUCAUUUUUGGUGAAUCAGAUAAGGGGAUAUCCCUGCCAGAAGUAGGAGAUGGAGAUGCACAACCUAAAGGGCAAGAAGAAGUAUUAGAAGUAGAAGGUGCAUCAACAGGUGUACGAGGAGGGGCAGAAGUACCAGUUGAGGAACCAGCACCAAGAGGAGAGGGGACAGAAACAUCGAUAUCGACAGGUGUAAGCACAUCACGAGAGGUGGGAGAUGGACCUGAAACAGCUCCAGCAGUAGUACCUGGUAGUGAUGGUUCACAAUCAGUGUCAGUGGAUACUACACAAAGUACUACUCCAAGUGCCACAGGCGUCAAUGCAACUACAAAAUCAGUUAAUGGUUCUUCAGCAGAAACGAUUUCAGAGCAAACAGAUAGCCAAGAAGCUUCACCCACUAGGACACCAACAGCAGCAUCGCCAGCAGAAACAACUCUAGCAGCUCCAUCAACAGCAGAAACAAUACCAGUAGUAACUACACCAGUAGUAACACUACCAGCAACAUCGUCAUCACCAGAAUCACCAGCAUCGCCAGCAGCACCUAUACCCAAGGCACCACUAUCGUCAACAACAGGCACAAGCGGUGUAAACGUUACAGGAGUAACUGGAGUACUUCACUUUCUCAAGAAUGUGAAAAAUGGUAAAGUGAAAAGUAGUUUAGUUACUUAUAACAAUAAGGCUGCCAUUGGUGAUGCAAAAGUCUGUUCUAGAGCCCAUUCCUCAGAUGUUGAAAAAAUAAAAGAUUGUAUUAAGUUUUGUGAAGAUAAGUGGGAUGAGUGUAAAGGUACAGUGUCACCCGGGUAUUGUUUAGCUAAGAAGAAGGGAAACAAUGACUGCUUCUUCUGCUUUGUGUAA